Gracilinanus agilis (Agile Gracile Mouse Opossum) is the source of this 2677-nucleotide messenger RNA. Its product is annotated as polyunsaturated fatty acid lipoxygenase ALOX12-like. Gene Ontology annotation, biological process: lipid oxidation; linoleic acid metabolic process. The record is from RefSeq and is a predicted model, not a curated record. Bases 1 to 1998 code for a protein of 665 amino acids. The transcript is spliced from 14 exons. Gene Ontology annotation, cellular component: plasma membrane; cytosol. Gene Ontology annotation, molecular function: iron ion binding; arachidonate 12(S)-lipoxygenase activity; protein binding. Lineage: Eukaryota; Metazoa; Chordata; Mammalia; Didelphimorphia; Didelphidae.
AUGGGUCGGUACAGAGUACGUGUGGCCACCGGGAGCUUCGCCUUCUCAGGGUCAACCAACCAGGUGCAGCUAUGGUUGGUUGGGCAGCGUGCAGAGGCGGAACUGGGGCUGCAGCUGCGGCCCACUCGAGGACAGAUGGAGGAUUUUGAAGUAGAUGUCUCAGAAGACCUGGGGCCCCUCUUAUUUGUGAAGCUCCGGAAAAUCCAUCUCUUCCUAAAGGAUGCCUGGUUCUGCAACCACAUAACUGUUUGGGCCUCUGAGAAGAGGAUGGAGGAGAAGGAGAUAGUGUUCCCCUGCUACAGAUGGGUGCAGGGAGAUGGCAUCAUCUGCCUGCCUGAGGCUACUGCUUGGAUGAUGGGGAAGGAUGUCCAGGGCUUGUUUCAGAAACACAGAGAAGAGGAACUGGAGGAAAGAAGGAGAUUAUAUCGCUGGGCCACCUGGAAGAAAGGGAUACUCUUGUCAGUGGAUGCAAAAUCAGAGAAAGAUCUACCCCUGGAUGUGAGAUUCCAUGAGAAUAAGAAGAUUGACUUUGAAGGAACUCUGAUUGCAGGAAUGACUGAGAUUGUUCUUAAACGCACGUACACCCUUCUGAGCUCCUGGAGUAGCUUAGAAGAUUUUGACCAAAUCUUCUGGUGCAGCAAGAGUACCCUGGCUAAGAAGGUGCGCCAGUCCUGGAAGGAUGAUGAUUUUUUUGGCUACCAGUUCCUCAAUGGGGUCAACCCCACACUACUGAGAAGGUCUACUUCACUCCCCACAAGACUUGUGAUCCCCCCAGGGGCAGAAGAGAUUCAGGUUCAGCUGGAAAAAAAACUCCAGGAGGGCUGCCUGUUUGAAGCUGACUUUUCCCUGUUGGAUGGAAUCCAGCCCAAUGUGAUCCAGGGGGAGAGACAGUACCUAGCUGCCCCCCUAGUUAUGUUUAAGAUGGAGCCUGAUGGGAAGCUGCUACCCCUGGCCAUCCAGCUCCAGCCUCCCUGCUCUGGCUCUCCAGUCCCACCACUCUUCCUGCCCUCAGAUCCCUCCCUCACCUGGCUCCUGGCCAAGGCCUGGGUCAAAAAUUCUGACUUCCAGCUACAUGAACUGCAAGCACAUCUGCUGAAGACUCAUUUGGUGGCUGAGGUAUUUGCUGUAGCCACCAUGAGGUGCCUCCCAGGGAUGCACCCCAUCUUCAAGCUCCUGAUUCCUCAUCUCCGCUAUACUCUGGAGAUUAACACUCGUGCCCGGACCAGACUCAUUUCUGAUGGGGGAAUUUUUGAUCAGGUGGUGAACACUGGUGGGGGAGGUCAUCUGGACAUCCUCAGCAGGGCAACAGCCUGUCUGACCUAUCGAUCCCUUUGUCUUCCUGAUGAUCUGGCUGACAGAGGGCUUCUGGGAAUUCCAUCAGCUCUCUAUGCUCAUGAUGCCCUCCGGCUGUGGGACAUUAUCUCCCGGUAUGUGAAAGGAAUAGUCCAUCUCCAUUAUUCAGGGGACAAGGUUGUUCAGAGUGAUCUUGAGCUACAAUCCUGGUGCAGAGAGAUCACUGAGAUUGGGUUAUGUGGAGCCCAGGACCAAGGGUUUCCUGUCUUCUUCCAGUCCAGGGCUGACCUCUGCCACUUUCUCACCAUGUGCAUCUUCACAUGCACAGUCCAACACUCAGGCAUUAAUCAGGGACAGCUAGAUUGGUAUGCCUGGGUUCCUAAUGCUCCAUGUACUAUGCGGCAACCCCCACCAACUACAAAGGAUGUAACAUUGGAGAUGGUGAUGGCCACACUGCCAAAUGUCCAACAGGCCUGUCUCCAGAUGACAAUUGCAUGGCAUUUGGGUCGAUUCCAGCCAGACAUGGUACCGCUGGGUCAGCAUAAGGAAGAAUAUUUUUCAGGACCUGGGCCCAAGGCUGUGCUGAGUCAUUUCCUGGAAGAAUUAGACACUCUAGAAAAAGAGAUUGUGGCCCGUAAUAAGAAUCUAGAUCUGCCCUAUGAGUACCUUCGGCCCAGCAGAAUAGAGAACAGCAUUACCAUUUAAACCUAUUAUCUGUCUGACCAUCACUCUGAUUGGCCUUAAAAAUCUCUUUUCCUUUCCUAACCUUAAUCCUUCUAAAUCUCAUACCUACAUGUAUAAAACUCACAAGUGGACUCUACCCCACAGUGAUCUAUCUGCUCUUUGUCACCUACCCAUCUGGCUAACCACUACUCUAAUUGGCUUAGCAAAGUCCUAUUUCCUUUCCUAACCCUAGUCCUUCUACAUUCAUACUCAUAGGCACAAAAAUAACAAGUUUAAGGCUCUGUCCCCAUAUCAGACCUACCUCUCCUUUUUCACCCACCUCUCAGGAGGAGUCUUUCUUCUUCUGGUAUAAAUCAUGCUUAAUUUCACUCCCCAGUGUCACUGAUCAUUAAGUCACAUUUAGCUCCUUCCCAACACUUGUCUCCCACUCUCUACACAUGCUUCUCAUUCUGGAAAGAAAUGAUCUUCCCUUUGACUCUCCUUCUGGGGCAGAGGCAGCCCAUCCCUAUCAUUCUCCCAAGGAUGGGAAAGCUCUAAUUAUAACCAGAUAUGAAGGUUCCCAUUCCCUUCUCCCAGCGAUAGUCCCCAAGCUCUACCACCUCAUUGCUUCUUACUUAGAUAUCCCUGCCCCUUUGCCACAAUCUGAAAUAAACUAAUAAAUCAAUAAUACAAGGUAUCUCAACCUCUGUUGCUCAAGGAA